AUGGCGAGCUUCGCUUCACAAAUAUCUUUUCUUUUGUUGUUUCUGUUAUUUGCAACAACAUUCAACAGGGUGAUCAGUUGCGAUGAAAAUGAUGAAAGGCUGCUUUUAAUCUUCAAACAAGGAGUGGUUGGUCCAAACAACAAACUCCCUUCUUGGACUGCCGAAGAAGAUUGCUGUUUAUGGGAGGGAGUUCACUGCGACAACAUCACCGGAAGAGUCACAGAGCUUUCUCUUUCCUAUUAUGGUUUAGAAGUCAUAAAUGACCUUCACUGGCUUUCCCAACUUUCUUCUUUAAAAUAUCUUAACCUUAGUGACAUUGAUAUUGGAAACGAUACCAAAUGGCUCCAGCAUAUAGCCAUGCUUCCUUCACUGUCUGAGUUACACUUGAGUGGUUGUGGAUUAAGAGAUUUUCCUUCCCUUGAUUGUGCCAAUUUUACGUCACUUGAAGUUCUUGAUCUUUCUGGCAACUUUUAUACGGUGAAGUCAAAAUUACCUGAUUCAUUCUCUAAUAUCACCAAUCACAUCCAUGAGCUUGACCUUUAUGGUUGCAAUUUCUACGGACAAUUGCCGAAUUCUUUGCUCAAUCUUCAAAAUCUCAAGUAUUUAGAUUUAGGGUAUAAUAAUUUCGAAGGAUCAAUUCCAGAUUGGUUAGGCCAAUUUGAACAGUUGCAACACUUGGACAUCUAUCACAAUUUGUUCCAUGGCAUAAUUCCAUCAUCUAUUGGGAAUAUUUCUUCCUUGUUCCACUUAGACUUGUCCUACAAUCAAUUGAACGGGGAUCUUCCAGAAACCUUGGGACAACUCCAUAAAUUAGAUCAUUUAGACAUCAGUGGCAAUCUGUGGAUAGGUGUUCUUUCUGAAAUGAAUUUUGCCAAUCUCUCAAAUUCAACAUCAUUGGACUUAAGCUCAACAAGUUUUGAAUUUGACUUUGAUCCUAAAUGGGUCCCACCAUUUCAACUUGACACGUUGCAUUUGAGGAACACAAGCAUAGGUCCUAAUGUAUAUUUUGGAGCUUUGUAG
Neltuma alba is the source of this 1020-nucleotide messenger RNA. RefSeq names its product receptor-like protein 33. The coding region runs from base 1 to 1020 and encodes 339 amino acids. Lineage: Eukaryota; Viridiplantae; Streptophyta; Magnoliopsida; Fabales; Fabaceae. The record is from RefSeq and is a predicted model, not a curated record. The transcript is spliced from 3 exons.